This is a messenger RNA of Caenorhabditis angaria, 1422 nucleotides long. NCBI's taxonomy places the organism in Eukaryota, Metazoa, Nematoda, Chromadorea, Rhabditida, Rhabditidae. The record is from the annotation of a GenBank genome assembly.
AUGUCGUUGAGCCGUUGUCUUCCUUUGGGACAAAAUGCCCGUGUCAUUAUCAUUCCAGCCAGAUUCGCCCAUGCUGCUCGUAAGUUUCUAUUGAAUCUUGAGUUUUUCUAGAGUUAUCUGUUUAUUUUUAGCAGCCUCCACCAACGCAGCAUCGGAUGACGCACCAAACUACUUCCAAAAGAUUGCUCUCCGCUUCCAAGGUAAUUUUCAAUAAAUUUUGGGGAAAUUUUGAAAAUGUAUGCUUUUAGGUGUCCCACUCAAGGGUGAGGCUCAUGCACCAAAAUCAGCUUUUGAUGAUGCCAACAAGGAAUGGUCAGCACCAGAAGUCCUCCCAGCUAUUCCAAAAGACUUCAAAGAACAUCCAGAUCGCGACUUGGUUAGUUAAUCGUAAAGGGAGGGAUUGUGGGAGGAAAACUGUUUUAGAAAAUAUGUUAGACUUGGAAAAAUUCUCAUUGAACAUAAAUUGUGUCGCGAUUUCAAAACUUUCAGGAUACAAUAAAUUUUAAACAGUGGAAUAUUGUUUCAAAAUUCAGUUAAUGUUGAAAUGAUAUUUCAAAGCUCAUUAAAUUUUCCUUCAAAGUUACAAAUCUUCUCAACAGAAACGUUUGCUGUUUCAGAAAUUUCAAAAUUUCAAAAAACCAGAAACUUAUAUUGAUAAAUUUCCAGGUCAACUACCCAUACCCAGCCCGACCAAUGUACCCACCAAAGACUCGUCUUUUGAUGAUGCCAGACUCGUGGUUCACCGCCUUCAACAAUGUCACCGGAGUCUCCGGACCAUACCUUUUCUUCGGAGGACUUUUCGCCUUCCUUCUCAACAAGGAAUUGUGGGUGUUUGAAGAACAAGGACACAUGACUGUCGGAUGGAUUCUUUUCUAUCUUUUGGUCAAAAACACAUCUGGAUGUAAGUUUUUUCUUGAAAUUUUUUUGCAUUAUGUGAUCCAAAUUCAAACAAUUUUUCAGACAAAAUCGAUCAAUCCUUGUACCAAGGUUAUCAAGAACGUGUCAACUUCUUCAAGGGACUUAUCCAAGAAGAUCUUAAGGACGCUGUUCAAUUCCGUAAAACAUCGGCUGCCGAAACCGAAUCCUUGAACGCCAUCAAGGAAGCUCUUCCAACAGCUCUCAAGGAGAGCAUGGCUCUUCAAUUAGAAGCCACUUACAGAAAGAAUGUUCAAACCGUUGCCACUGAAUUGAAACGCCGUAUUGAUUACUUGAAAGAAACUGAAGAAACCAAACAACGUUUCGAGAAGGAACAACUUUUGAAACUUAUUAACUCUAGUGUAAGUUUUUAGUUUUUCUUUGGUUCUUUUAGAAUAUUCAUUGAGAUUUUUGCAGGUAGAAAAACAAAUCAACGACAAAUCAUUCAAGGAUCAAUAUUUGUCAAAUGCUAUCCAACAAUUGAAAGGAUUGAACCUCUCCGUUUAA